Molecule: messenger RNA, 540 nt
Organism: Amyelois transitella
Lineage: Eukaryota; Metazoa; Arthropoda; Insecta; Lepidoptera; Pyralidae
Product: NADH dehydrogenase [ubiquinone] 1 alpha subcomplex subunit 8-like
Exons: 1
Coding region: 1-540 (179 amino acids)
Biological process (GO): mitochondrial electron transport, NADH to ubiquinone
Source: RefSeq, a predicted model, not a curated record
AUGGUGAUAACCAAAGAAGUUGAUCUUCCUACAUUUGAAAGUCUCACCGUAGACGAGUUGAAAUUAUCAACGUCUACGCUGAUUACGGCCGGGCCCCACCUCGGCAAGGCUUGCGAGUCCGUCAACAAUGAGUUCAUGCUGUGUCGGCAAGAGUUUAACGAUCCUCGGCCCUGCGUCGACCUCGGGAAACGCGUCACAGCCUGCACUUGGGAGUUCUUCAAGCGCGUCAAGCAAAAUUGCGCGCACGAGUUUAACCAGUUCGCCAAUUGUGUAGAUAAGAGCUCGGGAGACUACGCUUUCGGCCCGUGUCGCAAGACUCAGACAGCGUUUGCUGAUUGUAUGGACGUAAAGCUUUGUAUCAAGCCUCCGCAUUUCGGGUACUUUACUCGGGCUCGCGUGCAUACAAGCCCGAGCCCGGCGCCCGAGGGCCCGCCGUGCCCGUGCCACCCCGUAGUGCCAGACGCGACGCCUUCGCUGCCGGACUGCAAGCCGAGGCCGCCAGCACGCUUCGGAGGUCGCCUCUAUUGGUUUACUGAAUGA